Messenger RNA from Nothobranchius furzeri (turquoise killifish), 1713 nucleotides. It is a transcript of the gene ndufaf6, whose product is annotated as NADH:ubiquinone oxidoreductase complex assembly factor 6. The record is from RefSeq and is a predicted model, not a curated record. Gene Ontology annotation, cellular component: mitochondrion. NCBI's taxonomy places the organism in Eukaryota, Metazoa, Chordata, Actinopteri, Cyprinodontiformes, Nothobranchiidae. Gene Ontology annotation, biological process: mitochondrial respiratory chain complex I assembly; biosynthetic process.
AAAUCCGAUUUAAGAUUUUCAAAGCAGAAAAACAACGUAGAUGGAAUACUUUCACUUACAAAUUAAUUAUUCAGUCCUGAGUUGUGCAGCUUUUUAACAAAAAGAACAAAACUGACGCAAUAUUUCUAUUUAUUAAUCAAGAAAAACGUACUGUAAACGACCUUCAACAAACCGGCUCUGUAGUUUAAACAGUUAAGAGAAUUAUACUGUUUAAAGUAUAAUUUGAGUGUUAAAAUGUACAAACAAAAUUGAUGGCUGGAAAUUAAAGUGGUAAAAUAAUUCAUGUUCGUGUAUUUCAUGAAGGUCAACACGUAAUUUUCAUAUUUGUUUCUAAAUUUUCGAGGUUUACCGGAAGUAGCACAAGUUGAAGGGGAACAUGGCAGCUUGUGUGAGUGCUAAACAUGGAAUACUGGGCAGUAAAGCGUCGCUUGUUUACUGUCUGCACAAAAAAUUAAUGCCGACAAGUGUUUGUAUCCUAAGAGGAUCAGAAAUACAAAGUGUGAGAGCGUUAGCCAAUGCAACAGUGGGAUCUCAGUACAAUGAAAAGUACUGUCUGGACUUGGUCAGGUCCAGAGACUAUGAAGGCUUUUUGUCGUCUCUCCUCCUCCCAGAGGAGGUCCGGCUCUCCUCUUUAGCUCUGAGAGCCUUUAAUGUGGAGCUGGCACAGGUGAAGGACUCAGUUUCCCAGAAGACCAUUGGUUUGAUGCGAAUGCAGUUCUGGAAAACAGCCAUAGAGGAGAUCUUCAGAGACGACCCUCCAAACCAACCAGUCAGCACUGAGCUGUGGAGGGCAGUGAAGAGACACAAUUUGACAAAAAGAUGGCUGCUGAGAAUUAUUACAGAAAGAGAAAAGGACUUGGAUGACAAAGCCUACAGGAACAUUCAAGAACUUGAAGCAUAUUCAGAGAACACACAGUCCUCUCUUUUAUACCUGCUGCUGGAGUGUUUAGGCAUAACAAAUGUCCACGCAGAUCACGCGGCGAGCCACCUUGGUAAAGCUCAGGGGAUCGUAACGUGUCUACGAGCGACCCCGUACCACAGCAGUAGGCGGAAAGUCUACCUGCCCAUGGACGUCUGCAUGCUGCACGGAGUGUCGCAGGAAGACUUUAUCCGUGGCAGCCGGGAGCAGAAGGUCCGAGAUGUUGUGUACGACAUCGCCAGUCAGGCUCAUGUCCACCUGCAGCAUGCACGGUCAUUUAGUCACAAUGUUCCAGCUGCUGCCUCAUCGGCCUUCCUUCUCACAGUGGUGUUAGAAGAUUAUCUCCAGAGAAUUAGGAAAGCUGAUUUUGACGUUUUCCAUAAAAGCGUGCAGAAAAGAAAUCCACUCCUUCCGUUUCACAUGUACCUCCGAUCCUGGAAGAAGACCUACUGAGUUCAGCUCUUCCCUCCCAGUGCAUCACAGUUUGAUUUGCUGGAGACCAAAGACUCAGUAGCAGAUCUACAAACUCCAGCAUCACCUCUUUACUUUAACCACAGACCACAGGGGAAUGGGGUUUUAUUUCACACCAGCUUUAGUUUUUGAAGCGCUUGUUUUCAACUGUUUUAUGUGUAAAUAUGCAUAACCCCCCCACCCCACCCAAAAAAAAAAACGAAUUUCUUGUCAUGUGCAUGCUGAAAAGAUAGUCAUAUCUAUUUAGUAUUUGAAUAAUUUCUUCUUUUUCUGUUGGUUUAAUGUGAUUGUGAAAAUAAACUUGGUUUGAUUUUUUUGUUUCA